This is a messenger RNA of Xyrauchen texanus (razorback sucker), 2935 nucleotides long. Its product is annotated as lanC-like protein 2. The transcript is spliced from 10 exons. The record is from RefSeq and is a predicted model, not a curated record. Gene Ontology annotation, cellular component: plasma membrane. Gene Ontology annotation, biological process: carbohydrate metabolic process; peptide modification. The coding region runs from base 577 to 1872 and encodes 431 amino acids. Lineage: Eukaryota; Metazoa; Chordata; Actinopteri; Cypriniformes; Catostomidae.
CGCGGCUGAGGGAGGUUUAUGGAUCUGUGUGCUGUAUAAUUCUGGAUGGUGGAGCAAAUCACACAGUGAAAUCUCCGUCUGUUUUGUCCUAUGCUUUAAAUGUGCUCAAGAUAGGCUAUAUGCAGCAGCAUCAUAAUCUAUCCUUCUCUGGUAACGAGAUCCCCUCAGUGCGUGAAUGUAUAAAGAGAAAGUCAAAGCCCGGAAAUGAGAAAGGAAAGGACUGGUAAAUGGCAUAUGGGAAUUGCAAUAGAAGACAAUGCAUCCAGACCGGCUUUAAUUGAUCAGAUCGCAUUGAUCGCUUCUUUUGGAGGAUGCUGAAUGAAGAGCGUUCAGGCUGACAGUAUUCUUCAGGACUAAAAUCAUCCUGCUUCACUUCAAGCUCUGCGUCCCUCGAUGAUGCUGCACUGAACGAGAAAUGUAGCCUAAAAAUGGACAUAGCCCUGAAUACUCUGGGAGAGAUUUCUAAACUUUAACAGUGGGAUCAGCAUCAGGACCAGACACGAGAAAAACAAACGAAAACGCUUUUUCGGCGCACGCCAGACGUUUAAAGUUGGUCCCUGGCGGGCCGCCGUUGAGAUGGGAGAAAACGUGUCGAAGAGACUGAAGUUGGCCACAGGCGGAGAGUCAGAGAUGGAGGAGCGCAGUUUCAUAAACCCAUUUCCGGACUGGGACCAGGGAGUGCUUGUGUCAAAUUCAGGAGCUGACAGUAACAGCAACGACCCCUUUGACGCGAAUGGAAAGAUCAGUGAUGCCUUUGAGAACAAAAUGCAGCACAAGAUCAGAGAUCUUCUACAACAAAUGGAGGAGGGACUGAAGACUGCAGAUCCACAUGAUUUUUCCACAUAUACGGGCUGGACAGGCAUAGCCCUGUUAUACCUGCAGCUUCAUCGUGUCACCCACGAGGCCUCGCACCUGCAGCGUGCUCUGGAUUAUGUCAGACGCACACUGCGCAACCUGAACGGCCGGCGUGUCACCUUCUUAUGUGGAGACGCCGGGCCUCUUGCCGUAGGCGCCGUUGUACACCACCGAUUAAAAAAACAGUCUGAGUCCCAGGAGUGCCUCACUAAAUUGCUCCAGCUCCAGCGUUCAGUCCUCAGUCCCGACUCCGACAUUCCUGACGAGCUUCUGUAUGGGCGGGCCGGCUACCUUUAUGCCCUGCUUUACGUCAACAAAGAAAUCGGACCUGAAACGGUGGACUUGACCACCAUUGCUAAGGUGGUGACUGCUAUUUUGGAGUCGGGGAAGAACUUGUCCAAAGAGGAGAAGAAAACAGAGCGAUGCCCGCUGCUUUACGAGUGGCACAAGAAACAGUAUGUAGGAGCAGCCCAUGGUCUGGCAGGCAUCUACUACAUGCUCAUGCAGCCCAGUGCUAAAAUAAAUCAGGAUGUUUUGAAUGAGCUGGUCCGGCCCAGUGUCGAUUAUUUGCGGCACAAGAAGUUCCGCUCUGGCAAUUACCCAUCAUCCCUGAGCAACGAGACAGACAGACUGGUACACUGGUGUCAUGGAGCACCUGGGGUGGUGCAUAUGCUUAUCAUGGCUCAUACAGUGUUCAAGGAUGAUAAGUACCUGAAAGAUGCUGUUGAAUGUGGAGAGGUGGUCUGGCAGAGAGGUUUACUGAGGAAAGGGUACGGCAUCUGCCACGGCACUGCUGGGAACGGAUACGCCUUUCUUUCCCUCUACCACAUCACACAGGAUAAGAAGUAUCUGUAUCGUGCCUGCAAGUUUGCUGAAUGGUGUCUAGACUAUGGAACCCAUGGCUGCCGUAUUCCUGAUCGGCCUUACUCUCUUUUUGAAGGUAUGGCCGGAGCCAUCCAUUAUCUCUCAGAUCUAAUCCAGCCUGAGGCUUCCUGCUUCCCUGCUUUUGAACUUUGACCUGUGCGUUUGGAAGCAUAGACUCUUACUCCUUUAUCUGGAGCUUUACAUGCUUUCAGUGCACAUUUGGUGGUAUGAUUACUUUGCCCUGGAAUGACCCUUUAACAUGAAGAAGACAAAAUAAUUUCUUCCUCAUCAGAACAGACGCAAAAAAAUCCAAACUUCAGCCUAUAACUUCAAACAUUGCUGUCGCGUUCUGUUUUUGUAGCUAAUAGUCUUUAUCCACAUGUUGUUGUUGUAUUUUCAUUUGGACUAUUUUAUGCAAAGAUUAGAUUUUUAAUUUCUGUUUUAACAUCUUCCAUCGUGUCCUAACCAGGUGCAACGUGACAAUUCCAGCGACAAGCAAGAACACAAAAAUGCUGUGAGAUGCGGCAGAAUCACAGCCGAUCAGUAGAAACUUAGGUUUAUUUGUUGUAAUCUGGAGCUUGAUUUUGGACCAGUGAGAUUUAAUAGUGAGUUGAGCAACCCACCAUGAUGCCGAAGAAAAAGAAACUUAAGUUAUUGAAAAAUAAAUGAUCUCGCUUGUCUGGUUAGGACACGGUUUUAUGUCAUAAUGUUCUGCUAAAAAACCUGGCAUCUGCAUCGAUUCGAUUGUUUCUGUCAUGCACUGGGACGUUUGUGCCCAUGUGAAAGUGGUUUACUUGUCCAGGACCUGUCUAUGUUGUCUUUGCAUGAGGAUGGCAACACGUGUUUAUGUUGGAAUGUGAAUGUGCCAGUGUAUGUGUGCCUUUAGGUAAAAUAUUGUUGUUUUGUAUGCUCUGUGUCCAAGUGUUUCGUUCCAGUCGCCAUUGGUACAGUACAUGUCUCAAUAAAAGAAAGAAUCAGUUGUACCUGAAAGAAUGACCUGUUCUGUUGAAAUUUUUCUGAGGCAAACUGUGUUAAGAAUGUUGCAAUAAACUGGGCUUUUUGGAACCGGUAAAAAAUGAACAUGUCUGAAUAUACUGUAUCUAUGAAUACAGCAGAAUAUGUACUGUGUACUGUAAGUUAUAGCUACCAUUUUCCUUUUCCUUUGUUUUAAGUUUUUUCACAGGGUUUGAAUUGACGAAUUCACUAAACAGUUGCA